CCAGAUUACCGUAAAACCCUUUGACGGCCUUUGAAUCCAAAGUCCAAAACAAUAGUAAGCCCCAAAAAAACCCGAAAUCAAAACCAGAAUUCCAGAAGAAGUUGUGCAAAAAUUGUACUGUAACAACUUUCUGAAAUCGAAACCAUCCAUGGAUUCCGCCCAAAACGCAGCAGCAGCAGCAGCUGGAAACAACAACAACAACAACAACAACAACAAUGAAGGAACAACCUCGGAUGAUGCGAAGCAAAACCUUAGUGACGUCACCAACUCCAUUGACAAAACUUUGGGCCUUCUUCAUCAGCUUUACCUCACUGUAUCUUCCUUCAAUGUUACCUCUCAGCCUCUUCUCCUUCAACGCAUAAAUUCUUUGGUGAUGGAGCUUGAUAAUAUGAUGAAAUUGUCUGGAAAUUGCAAUAUUCAGAUUCCCAUGGAGGUUCUCAAUUUAAUUGAUGAUGGGAAGAAUCCUGAUGAUUUCACCAAGGAUGUUCUUAAUAGCUGUAUUGCCAAAAACCAGAUCACUAAAGGCAAAACUGAUGCUUUUAAGAGUUUGCGAAAGCAUAUGCUUGAGGAACUUGAACAAGCUUUUCCCGCUGAAGUGGAGGAAUAUAGAGAUAUACGUGCCUCGGCUGCUGCUGAUAUGAAAAGGAUGGCACAAAACCAGAAUGCACUGCCUAAUGGAGAUGUGAAGGUCAAGGGUGAGCUAUAGGUUCUGAUAUCCGAGAAAAAUCAGGUUUUUUGACUGUUCUUACAAUACGUGUAGCUUCAAGGUGUGUCUAUGAGUAUUAUAUUCGCUUAAAUGUUAGUAUAGGUGGCCAUUUAUACGGUGGAGGUUUUUGUAACCUAAUAGUCUCAAGACUCUCAACUUAUCUGUUAUUUAACAUGUGAAUAUGCGAUUACCUGUAUGUUGUAUCUUUUGGUGUCAAAUUGUCAAUGAUGUUAUAUAAUCUUCAAAUAUGCUCUUUUGUGCAUAAUGGCUUAUAUACUUGUUUGGACUUGUCAAUGUAAUUAUGAAUGCCAUCUGUAAGCCUGAAACAAGAUGAAGAAUUAUCAGUGCACUUGGUUACUCAUGAUUUAUACACAA
Molecule: messenger RNA, 1081 nt
Organism: Chenopodium quinoa (quinoa)
Lineage: Eukaryota; Viridiplantae; Streptophyta; Magnoliopsida; Caryophyllales; Amaranthaceae
Product: mediator of RNA polymerase II transcription subunit 10b-like
Exons: 5
Coding region: 149-706 (185 amino acids)
Biological process (GO): positive regulation of transcription by RNA polymerase II
Cellular component (GO): mediator complex; chromatin
Molecular function (GO): transcription coregulator activity
Source: RefSeq, a predicted model, not a curated record